This is a messenger RNA of Nothoprocta perdicaria, 720 nucleotides long. RefSeq names its product CXXC finger protein 4 (gene CXXC4). The transcript has a single exon. Gene Ontology annotation, molecular function: methyl-CpG binding. Gene Ontology annotation, cellular component: nucleus. The record is from RefSeq and is a predicted model, not a curated record. Lineage: Eukaryota; Metazoa; Chordata; Aves; Tinamiformes; Tinamidae. The annotation marks the transcript as partial.
AUGAACACCAACGUGUGCGUGGAGAGCGGCCCCAACCCCGAGGCGCCGGGGCUGCCCAAGGACAGCCACCUGCCCGAGGGCGCCCUGGGCAGCCUAGUGGAUUACAACUCGGAGAUGGAGCGCUACCGCUCCUUCGCCACCUUCUACAAGACCAACGGCGGCGCCUUCCCGCAGGCGGCCAAGAUCGCGCGCAUCACCACCCCCAUCUUCCCCAGCGCCGCCGCCGCCGCCGCCGCCCGCAUCGGCAUGUCCCCCUGGAACUGCGACAGCGCCACGGCCGCCGCCGCCACCGCCAUGCUCUGGGGCAGCGGCGGCGGCGGCGCGGCCGGCGCCGCCAGGAAACCCUCCUCGGCCGCCGCCGCCGCCGCCUCGUCCGCCGCCGCCUCCUCGCUGCACGCCGGCAGGGGCAGCAUGCACCACCGCAGCGACUCGCAGCGGCUCGGCAAGCCGGGCUGCGCGCCCGCCGAGCAGCCCGCGCUGCCCAUGCCCAACAACAACUUCCUCUCCACGCUGGCGCCCGAGCACUGCCGGCCGCUGCCCGGCGACUGCAUGAACAAGCUCAAGUGCGGCGCGGCCGAAGCGGAGAUCAUGAACCUGCCCGAGCGCGUCGGCACCUUCUCGGCCAUCCCGGCGCUGGGCGGCCUCUCGCUGCCGCCGGGCGUCAUCGUCAUGACGGCGCUGCACUCGCCCGCCGCCGCCUCGGCCGCCGUCACCGACAGC